AUGGACUUUCGCCAGGCCCUUGAAGCGGGAUCUUCGGCUUCUGCUUCCAGUGACACUCAAGAAGCCAUUUCCCAACAUUUGUACGACCUUUCAUUGCAAGUUGCUUCUCUUGAACAGCAGUUGCGUGCUGUCCGUGCAGAGCUCAGCGACAUCCAGCGCGAGCUGCGGGGUCAGCAGGUCCCUCUGUCUGCCAUACCUGCCAGCCCAAUAUCUUCGAAUUCGGCUGUGGUUGAGGGCACACCUGAUCAGAGUCACUUAGCGGCCUUCAUGAGCAGCCCCGUCGAGGGCGAUGAUCUUACUGAGGAGCAACUGGGGGGCCUGAUGUCUCGCGAGGACACACAACUUCCCCCUGACGACGACCCGACUGCAGGCCGUUUGGAACGGCAGCUUGCAGGCUUCAUUGCCUACGGCGGCAGCGCAGGUGAUUGGCAUGCCAUGAACUCAGGUUUCAUUCUUGCAAGGCAUUCCCGUCAGGCGAUGCCGUGGGAAAGAGUGACGAGGCCCCGCUUGGGGCCCGGCUUCAUGUUCCAGGAGCCGUUGCUAGGUCGCUUCGACGGUCUUAGGAGGGCGGCGAUCCCCGCCCCUGCAGCAGGGCCGUGGGCAUGGGUGCCCAAAGGAACUUAUGAGGCCAGGCGACUUCUCGCAGCAAGGUUUGCCAAAAGCGAUGACAUGCUUAGGCUUGCCGCACUAAAGAAAAUUCGGCUCAUCGUGCUUUUCUUCCCGGAUGACUCGGAGCUUGGAAGGAACCUCGUGGGUUCUGCAGGCUCCCUGGUGGAGGAAUCCAUGCUGACCUCGACCAUCGAGGACACUUUUUCAGGCAGAGCCGCCAGCACCCUUCUGAAGCGUGCCUCAGAUUUCUCAAGGUUUGCCAAGUGGAUCGUAGCUAGCAAAGGGCGCCCUCUGGCGCCUUCCGAGGGCGAGUUGUACGCUUAUAUGCUUCACUUGCGACGAGAGAAAGCAGGAGCCACUGCCGGCGAGUCUUUUCUCAAGGCCUAUAGGUUCUUCGUGCACUUGACAGGGGCUGCGCAAGGCUCCAGGAUUUCCCCUCGUGUGCAGGGAGCAGCCAAGGCGAUGUCCAUGGGCAAACGGCCGCUCUGGCAAGCACCGCCCCUUCCGGUGGAGGCAGUGCGGCUCUUGGAAGAAUUCGUCCACGACUCCGAGGAUUAUGCCAGGGCUAGCAUUGCAGGGUUCAUUCUUUUCUGCCUCUACUCCUCGGCUCGAUGGUCGGAUGCGGCUCGAGGGACUGACUUGAGCAUUGACGUGGCAGGUAACGGGCUUGUCCUUCUUGAGUGUUCGACAAAACAUUACAAGACGAAGGCCAAGGACCGAAAGGAUACCGUGCUGCCUUUGAUUGCACUGGGCAGUGGCUUAACUCAGCCCUCAUGGGGACGUGUCUGGAUGCGCAAGAGGGCCCUGGCAGGGCUACCAGACUGUGCCGUAAUCAUGCCGGCCAUGUCGCCGGGAGGGAACUUUCUAGGAAGGGCCAUGACGGCUGCGGAGGGUUCCUUGUGGCUUCGUGAGUUUUUGCACUUGCAGGGUUUCGCGGGAGAUCUUGAACAGUACAGCUCGCACAGCCUGAAAGCAACCGCCUUGUCCUGGACGGCCAAGAGCGGGACCAUGACCUACGAGGAGCGCCUUACCCAGGGGCAUCAUUGCAGUCCAAAGCACGGCAUGGCUCUCCUGUACUCGAGAGAUGCGCUUGCAGAAAUCAUAGUGAAGGUGGCCAAGGUCGUGAGUGCUGUGAGCAGGGGAGUGCUUAGUCCCGAUCUCCCGCGAGCCGAGAGGGUCGCAAGAGCUCUGCGUGGCGAUCCAGCAGAUUUUGCACAUCUUCCUGAGACGACGGCUGAGGAUUUGCCGGCCGAAGAGCCUCAAGAUGAGAACAACUCCGAGGCUGGGUCUGACAUAACAAACCUCGACGGUCUCGAAGUGGACCUGGGGGCACCGGCCCCGGAGGAGGUCAGUCCGCGGCUUAGCUGCACGUUCUCGGGAGAGACCUACAUGCACGUCUUGAGUGGAGUGGUGCAUAAGUUGGUCAACCCCGGAAUUUUUAAGUGCGGCAGGAAGGUCACGGCGAACAUGCGUUUGAUGGGGAUGUGCUCAGUUGAUCGUUUGCUGAUUUGCGACGUCGUGCCUAUGCCAUUUGAGAUGAGGGUGCUCGGGCCGAUUGAGAUCAGUGGGGUGUUUCUUGCUUCGGAGCGCAAAACCGGUCUCAUGGCCGGACUUGAAUCGGUGCCCGCCUUCACCGACCGAGCAAAGCAGAUCGGCAUCAGCGAGGAUCUUCUGACCAAGCUCCUUGCUAAGAGCUUGGACACCUUCGGCAAGCUAGCUUUCGUGUGCUCGAGCAAACCUUCCAGCGGGGAUGACACUCCUCUCUUCGAAGCCCUGAAGACUCUGAUUGGGAGUGAGGUUCCAGUGGAACAACAUAUGGUGAUCAGGCGAUUGUGGUACGAGAGCCACGCCCACGCCCUGGUUGACUUGGCCUCGAGAUGGAUAUCCACACAGAACCUGGACACGGCCUUGGACCGCGUCCAGGCCAUGCUCGACUCUGCACAAGUGCUGCACAUCGCGCCGGAAAAGUGCAUUUCCCGCCAUGACGAAAUCCUGGGUGAAAAGACGGAGCAAAAGAUCUCUUUGGGAGCCGACGGGAACAUCAAGAUCACGAAGCAAGCCUCGAGUCUCCGUUGCGAGACUACCGGCGAGCUCAAGCUUCGCCGGUGCUUCCUGCGCCGGGCCUUAGCGUUCGAUCAAGUAGGGCUCGCCUCCUUCACUGCAAUGGAGUCUUGGCACAACCGCAUGUUCCAGGCUCUGCUUGAUGUGCCUCCGGCGGGUUAUCGCUACACUACCGUUCAGCAGCUGCUCGCAGCUGACCAGAAGCUUUGGCAGGUGGUGGCCCAGGAGAGCCGAGGUGACAUCGUCGUCGGGGUCGGAGCCCCGGCUCCUCUUGAUAAGCACAUAGCCGCUGCUGCAACCAAUCAGUUUGUGGUAUCCUGCCUGACACACCUUCCUAAGCCUGCCGAGAACCAGGCCCAACCGUGGAAGCCGAAUAAGGGACCCGACAAGGGCAAUCAGAAGGGAGAGAAGGGUACCAAGGGCAAAGGCCGCGGCAAAGGGAAGCAGAAUCACAGCCAAGGCCAGGCUGAUGCAUCCUCGCAACCGUCCCUGAAGGAGCUGCUGGAGUCGUUACCCGAGGGCUGCGUGCGGGCCAACGAUGAUGGCCGUUUCAUCUGCCCGUUUUACAACAAGGGGAUCUGUCGCUUCCAGAAACGCAAGUCGUGCCGCUUCGGAAAGCAUGUGUGCAACUUCAAAGGGCAAAUCUUAGCUCAGAGCACACCUGUUACCGCUGAGCAAGUGAUGAGGCUUUUUGAUGCCUUGCCGCAUGAGCAGUGCGACCGAGACGCCGAAGGGCGCUCCUUUUCGGCAGGGAUGUACUCUCGAGUUAAGGUGAGCCUUCGCAAAUCUUGUAGGCUUUUUCCACAGACGGUGCGAGUGGUGAACAGGUUUGUAGCCUCUUUGCUUGAAGGUGCCGUUUACACGAGUUUUGCCAUUUUUGAUCAGGUGUGCACUCGGCCACACCGAGAUUCACAGAACGCCUUUUCUCCGAACUAUGUGAUCCCCUUGACCAUUUUCCAAGGGGGAGCUAUCCGGGUAAGCGAGCCGGAUCGGACCGUGGAUUUGCAAGUAUCCCGCGGGCCGGUCAAAUUUUGUGCACGAGAGUACGAACAUCGCACAUUGCCAGCCACUGGGCGCCGGGUUGUCCUAGUGCUUUUUGCCUUGCAGGCCGGAGGGCGCCUCUCAGGCGCCGAUCGCCGGGUCCUGCUCGAUUUGGGUUUCCCCUUGCCUACCGCUUCGCAUCUUGCUUCCACAGAGGCCUGCGCCUCGCAGCAGGUUUCAGUCACGGAACAGAUGAGGCAGGUUCUCCCCUUGAAGACGCCCGCAUCGACUUCCACACAGCCUGAGCCUAGAGCAUCUGUUCCCGUCCCCUCGGAGCUCUCCGAGACCAACUCGCCACCUUGCCAGGCACCCAGUGCCGAGCAGCCCAGUGCCGCCUCAGCUUCGUCCGGGACCUCUGAGGGCUGCAACUCCCUGUCGAAACAGGGCCCCUCUUCGGUCCCCCGUCCGCCUUUGCUUGUUGAUUGCCUCGCGGAAGCGGGAUCCUUGUCGGCCGCCGCCAUGCGGGCUGGAUGGGAUGCCUUGUCCCUGGGCCACAAAGGCGGUGCCCCAGAGUCCUGCCCUCGAGUACCGCUGGACCUCUCCACUGGCGAUGAUCUGCAAGCUUUGCUCGAUUUCGACCGGAACACUUUGGUUGACUGGUGGCAUUUAAAUCUGUUCUUGAAAUCUUGCAAUCAGGGGCGUGACUCCCGAGGUCGUUCCAGCCUUCGCGAUGCCUCUCACUUGCUAGGGCGGGAUGGCCUCCCCGCUAGUGCCGCCUCCCUGGUGCUGCGUGACAACGGCUUGGUGCAAGCCGUGGUCGACCUGCUCUUCCGAGCCUACGAAACUCGAGCCCUCGUUAGCCUGAUCGCUCCGGCUCGGAGUUGGGUGUGGAGCCUCCUCGCCCAUCGCUCCGGCUCGGAGAGGCGGCAUGCGGGUUUUCUGCAAUGGUUCUUCGCCUUAGCUGAUCAAGAGCUUGACACUUGCAUGUUCGGUGCCCCCUUCCUGACCUCGCUGCGGGUCCGAGCUGAGUCCUUCUCCUUCCCAGGCCUCAGUCGGUCUUGUGAUAAGUCCCAUAAACAUCUACCUUGGGUUCCUCCUUCGACGGCUGGGAAUUUUAGUGAUGCCUCGCUUCCUGCUGAGUUAUGCCAGACACUUUGUCGGUCCGCCACUGCCGCCUGCCAAGGAUUGCAGCCCCACAAGGUUGACUUCAUGCAUAGCCGGCACCUUCGAGCUCAGGUGCGAGCGGCAGCGGCCAAUCAGCCCACUUUUAUGCCUCCCUUAAUCCCUGAGUUUCGGGUUAGGGUCCCUCUGUCCCAAGUGCCGGCUGGAGCUGAUUUCAAAAUCCUCUCCCAAGGCCGCGGCUCUAAUGCGGGGGAUUGUGAUGAGCCGAAUCCUUCUAAAAGGGUCCGGACGCAUAAAGACGGUAAAGCCGGGGACCUGGCAGGUGUGUACUUUUCCAUGGAGGAGCACCUGCAUCGCGCAUGUGAGCUACCUAGCCCGGCGGAUAAUAGCACUCGUUUGCCCGAUGCCGUGCGUCGCAACAUCUUUGCCAUUCUUACGGAAGGCCCUGUGGCCGUGUCCAAGCGGCGGAUGCUUGAACUGAAAUCCUUGAAUGACCGGAUGGCGGCGCUUUCUGCGGCUGAGAAGGAGCUGCGAGCCAAGAUGCAUCCGGACGUGGAGCGAGUCACCAAAGGCAAGGCCCUAGCAUUGUUUCGCGAGCUUCUUGAGGAAACGGGCUUUCCUGACUUGGCGGUGGUGAACCUCCUUUCCGAAGGAGUGCCAUUGGUCGGUCAAGAAGCCGAGUCCCCUUUGUUUGCCAAACGGCCGAAGCCUAAAGACCUUGAGCCAGAUCAGCUCAAAACCCAGGCCGCUCUGCGGAGGCGUGCAUUGCAGAAGAUGAAAGGGCUUACUUCAGAGCAGGAUUACAAGGCGAUGAAGGCUGAGACUUCCGAGGAGCUGGCAGCGGGCUUCCUCACGGGUCCAUAUCACACGGAGCAGGAAGUCAGCGACAUCUUGAAGACCGACGCUUGGUCGCUUUCCCCCCGUUUCCUUUUGAGGCAGGGAGAAGACGCCAAGAUAAGAAUAAUCGAUGAUUUUAAGAUGUCCGCGGUCAACAAGGCUUUCGGCUCCUCGUCUUUCCUAGAGCUUCAGGAUACGGAUUACGCGGUCGGCCUCCUGAGGUUCCUUUCCCGCGUGCUGCAAGAUCGCUCCAAGGUCCGGGUCCCCCUGUCUGAUGGCACCGUGCUCGAGGGGGACUGGGAUCCUGAGAUGCUCCGCCAGCCCGCUCUGCUUGGUAAGACACUUGACUUGAGCAAGGCCUACCGCCAGGUGAGCAUCCACCCUUCCACGAGGGAGCAUGCUGUCCUUGGCUUCCCUAACCCACAGGGCAAGUGGGAGUUUUACAUAGCCCAGAGCCUGCCUUUUGGUGCUGCUGCCAGCGUGUAUGGGUUCAAUAAAGUAGCACUUGCGAUCCUUCAUAUCAUGGUUGUCAAGUUCGCUGCGAUCGCGACUGACUUUUAUGACGACUGCACAGUGUAUGAAUUUCGCCCAGCUGCUUUCUUGUUGGACAAAGUCCUGAUGAGGCUGCUUGACCUGCUUGGGUGGACCUAUGCAAAGAGUGGGCGGAAAUUUGUUCCCUUUGACAACAAGGUGGUCUCCUUGGGUGUUUCUUUGGGCCUUGACGAGAUAUGGCAGGGCACUCUCAAGGUUGAGAACAAGGCUGGACGACUUGAGAAAAUUGCUGCACUCCUUCGUGCGGUAGCCCAGGGAGGAGCUGUGACGAGAAGUGAUGUGGCUUCGCUUCAUGGCUUGAUUAACUUCGCCGGGGGUCUGAUUAUGGGCUUCGAGCUUAAGCCAACUUCCCGGAUGCUGACACGGGCUUUGUCAGGGCCCUUCCUGGGCAACACGCCUGAGCUUCGGCAAGCUUGUGAGCUUGCUCUGGAUGUCAUCGCGCAGUGCAGGCCGAAGCGAUGCCCGGCCACGAUUCUGCCACCUGUAGUGCUCUACACGGAUGGGGCCUUCGAGAAAGGGCGAGGCACCUGGGGAGCGAUUCUUGUUGAUGCUUACACGAGCUCCCGAUGGGUUUUCGGGGGAGAAGUUUGCAAACCGCUGAUGGAUCACUGGGGCAGGGAGGCUGGCGCCCAAGUGAUUUGCCAGGUUGAAGCCUACGCUCUGGCGAUUACCUCGUUCGGGAUCCGCGGCCUCCUCAAAGGUCGCUCGGUCCUAGCUUGGAUCGACAACAAUGCAUGCCUUUAUGGAUUCGUGAAGCGAUACUCGCCUUCGGCUUCGCUGAUGCGCUUCAUCUCACUGGGGGCCUUGAUGGAGAGCUCCAUGGAGGCGCUUAUGUGGUUUGAGCGGGUUCCCUCAAAGAGUAACCCGGCGGACCUUCCGUCGCGGGGACUGUUCGCCCAGGCCUGUGAGCGGUUUCAAGCCAUAAACAAGGGGGACGUGGCAGCCACCGAUACGAUGUUGGACUUCAUUCGUGCUCCCAAUUACGAGCCGAAGCUAGCCCAGGCGAUUCUUUCGUCGGCUAGGCUGGAAGCCGAUUGGGCUGCGGAAGCUAUGCAGUGA
Symbiodinium sp. CCMP2592 is the source of this 7221-nucleotide messenger RNA. Lineage: Eukaryota; Dinophyceae; Suessiales; Symbiodiniaceae. The record is from the annotation of a GenBank genome assembly.